Messenger RNA from Cucumis sativus (cucumber), 2229 nucleotides. Its product is annotated as E3 ubiquitin protein ligase DRIP2. The transcript has 7 exons. Gene Ontology annotation, molecular function: ubiquitin-protein transferase activity. Bases 440 to 1732 code for a protein of 430 amino acids. Lineage: Eukaryota; Viridiplantae; Streptophyta; Magnoliopsida; Cucurbitales; Cucurbitaceae. The record is from RefSeq and is a predicted model, not a curated record.
UAAAUCCAUUUUCUUUUCCUUCCUUCAUGCUCUCCUUCUUUUCUACGAAGACAAGCCAAGAACCAAACAAACAACACACACACAAAGUCUCUUAUUUUUUCUCUUUUCAUUUCAUCGAUUUCAUAUCAUUCUUCUUCAAUCUCUUCAAUUCCAUCAAAACCCAUCUCUAAUUCCUUCUAAUUUAUCAUACCCAUUUCCAAAUCUUGCCCUUCCACUCAAUCACACUCACCAUUUUUCCCAAUCUCCCUAAUGCUCCACUUUCCUUCUCCUCAUCUUUUGAUUCCCCUUUCUCCUUUGAUUCUUUUCUUCCUGACUCUAUUCCCGAAUGGCUCUUUCAAAUAAUGAACGUAAAUUUCUCUUAUGAACAAAUGUUCAACAAGGCAUGCAGAGUUGAGGGUACGUGCUUGAGGUUUUUGUGAUUCCUUUUUUUCUUCGGGGUAUGGCGAAUCGAGUUGUUAAAGUCAAGAGGGAAGCCAUUGCAGCAUGCAUAACUUGCCCACUUUGUAAUAAGCUUUUGAAAGAAGCUACAACUAUUUCUGAAUGUCUUCAUACUUUUUGCAGAAAGUGCAUAUCCGACAAGAUUUCUGAUGAAGAAAUAGAGAACUGUCCAGUAUGUAAUAUUGACCUUGGGUGUGCCCCAUUGGAGAAAUUAAGGCCAGACCACAAUCUAGAAGAUUUGAGGGCCAAGAUAUUCCCUAGUAAAAGGAGAAAAGUCAAGACGCCGGAAGUUGCUCCUGUUGUACUACCACCAGUUAGAAGAAAGGAAAGAUCACUUUCGUCAUUGGUGGUCAAUAGUCCCAGAGUUUCAAGCCAUGCCACCACAACUGGAAGAAGAACAGCAGCUGCUGCUGCAAGGAUUGCUUCUAUCUUACGAACACCAAGAGUCUCUUCUGAGAAGCGUGUGAAGAAAGAGGAUGAUUCCGUGGACGAUCGAUCAGAGAGCUCAAGUUCUUUUGAAACAUCGGACAAAUUCAAUCAGAAUAAAAGGACGGAUUCCAGUCCUACCAAGUCUACCAUACCUUUACGAAGUAAAGAAACCGAGAAUGGUGUUAACUCGGUGGAACGGAACUUGGAUAUUUGGAAACCUUUAAAUUGUUUGGUUGAAGUUGCAAAUAGGAGUAAAUGUUCCAAAUCUAAUUCACAAGGAUUUGAAACUAAAGUCGAGGCUGCAGAAGCCAAUGGAAGUGAAGCUCAAGCCAGCAAAUCUAGAAAUAGGGAAGGCAAACGCAAGCAAAAACGGGAGAAUGGAAAAACUAGAGCGGAUCCUGUAUCUCCAGAAACUGAAAAACCUAAGAAACUGCGCAGGGUCCGCCAGAAAAGGGAAUCUUUCUAUGGGGACUCCAGCCUUACACCUCAGGUUGUGUUAGAUGCCUCUAGUGCUCGGCAUGAAAUAAAAGCUGGUCCGAUUUGGCUUUCACUCAUAGCUUCUGAUCAGGAAGGAGAUGUAUCAUUGCCGCAAAUUCCUGCUAAGUAUUUGAGAAUAAAGGAUAGAAACUUGCCAGUAUCAUUUGUCCAGAAGUACCUUAUGAGAAAGCUGGAUCUCCCAAGUGAAUCAGAGGUUGAAGUCAAGUGUAUGGGACAUCCAGUAGUUCCCACACUGGAUUUGCAUAGUUUAGUUGAUUUGUGGCUACAAACAGCAUCGACCUCUGAAAAGAUCCCAGCAUCAAUCGGCUCAUCAGCAGAGGACUUCAUCAUGGUUCUUUACUAUGCUAGAAAGACCAUAGUUUCUUGAUCUUCAAUUUCGUUCCCUAUACAUUAAUCUGCAUCUUCACACGGUUCGCGCUCUGCCCAUCAUCUCUUUGGUAUCCUCAUUGUGAUUUUGAGUAAGAAGAGAUAGUUGCGAAGCCGGUGAAACACGGUCGAGCGGGUAGUCAGGUCAGUUUAAAUGACAGCAUCAACCCCAGUUGCUCAAAAGGUGGUUAGAUUUAAGAUUUAGUAAGAUUGGAGAUAAGAAUAGAAGAAUUUAGAGUAAGCUAACAGCUAUUAUGGGAGUUACCAUAAUACACACAAUUGAAAUUCUUUAUACACCCACAUCAUUAAAUAAAGGCAUCAACAUUUUCCUUUCAUUUAAAAAUUAUGUAUGUGGUGUGUGGGUGUAAUGAAAUAUUUUUAAAAUGUGUGUUUUGUUUUUAGGAACUCCCUCAGCAGCUGCUUUUACUUUGUUAGAGUAUGUACUUGUUCAAUACCAAAUUAUCCUCAUUAUUCUAAUAAAGUUUCAUUUCUCUCUCA